Molecule: messenger RNA, 2592 nt
Organism: Drosophila obscura
Lineage: Eukaryota; Metazoa; Arthropoda; Insecta; Diptera; Drosophilidae
Gene: tau
Product: microtubule-associated protein 2
Exons: 7
Coding region: 10-1683 (557 amino acids)
Biological process (GO): neuron projection development; microtubule cytoskeleton organization
Cellular component (GO): neuron projection
Molecular function (GO): microtubule binding
Source: RefSeq, a predicted model, not a curated record
CCACCAGCUAUGGCACCCCUCCGCACAGCAAUCCCCAGACCCCAGACACAGCCACAGCACCCACCACCCAAGCUUAAUCCAGACUACGUGCGAAAACCACAGAACUAUGUCUUGCCACCGCAGAUGCGUCCACCUGUGGGGCCGCCACAGCCGCGUCCCCCCUUUGCGGGAGCCAGGCCGAUGGUCGGCAUGGGACCACGCCCACCCAUGCCACCGCCGAAUAUGGGGGCCAGGCAGAUGCCGCCUCCGCUGAGGAACACAGAGAGCAAGAGCAAUCUGCUGAUGGGUCCGCCGCAGAUGAGGCCGGGAAUGCCGCCACAGCUGAGCAUGCAGCAGCCCCGUCCGCCCAAUGCCGCAGGACCGCUCUCACCGCCCGGACAAGGACCUGCACGGCCACCGGGCGGCUUCCCCUGGACGCCAGCUGGUGCUCCACCUGGCAUGCCGCCCGGCGCACGACCUCCGCAGAAUAUGACGCGACCUCCGCCGCCGACAUUUGCGCGCCCGGCACCAGGCCAGCCGCUGCAGGCGCCAUUCCGACCGACCUUCAGUCAGCAGCCCAUGCAACAGCUGCAGCAGCAGCCACCACAUCAACAGGCCCCACCACAACAGCAACAGCAGCAGCCACACAUUCAGCAGCAGCAACAGCUACGCCCACCAUCGUCAGUGGGGGCGUACAAUGACGAUGACGAUGACGUGAUCAUGGGUCCAGCGGUGACUCCCCUCAAGACAUUCAACAUGAAGGCCGAUCCGAUGGGCUCGCCCCUGCUGGAGGAGACGGAGCCACCCUUCGAGACGAGUCCGCCAGCCGCAGAGGUCCGCAAGGGGAAGGGGCCUGCUCUGAAAGGCGACAAUGACAGCGGCGUGGAUGAGUCCACUCAGGAGAAGGACCGCAACGGACCCAUUUCACCCAGCUCCCCGGUGAAGACGCCCACAUCGACCUCAUCGAAGGCUGACAAGUCGGGCAUUUCGCGUCCACCGAGUGCCACGCCCUCGAACAAAUCCGCAUCGAAGUCGCGCAGCGCUUCGAAGAAUCGCUUGCUACUUAAGACCCCAGAGCCCGAGCCAGUUAAGAAAGUUCCAAUGAACAAGGUACAGGUGGGACAUGCGCCUUCGCCGAACCUGAAGGCGGUGCGCUCCAAAAUCGGUUCACUGGACAAUGCCACUUACAAGCCGGGCGGCGGUCAUGUGAAGAUCGAGUCCAAGAAGGUCGACAUCAAGGCAGCGCCCCGUAUCGAGGCCAAGAACGACAAGUACAUGCCCAAGGGCGGCGAAAAAAAGAUAGUUACAACAAAGUUGCAGUGGAACGCAAAGUCGAAAAUCGGCUCAUUGGAGAACACGGCCUAUAAGCCCGGCGGCGGCGAUAAGAAGAUCGAGACCCUCAAGAUGGACUUCAAGGACAAGGCCAAGCCGAAGGUCGGCUCCAAGGACAACGUGAAAUAUCAGCCAGGCGGCGGUGAUAUCAAGAUACAAACGCAAAAGAUAGAAAUUAAGGCACAAAGCAAAGUUGGCUCUUUGGAUAAUGUAAAGCACAGGCCCGGUGGCGGCGAAAAGAAGAUUUUCGAUGAUAAGGAUUAUUUGAAAAAUGUUGAGCACUCUGCUGCACUGACAACACCACCAACACAGAGUCCACUACCAUCCAUGACGGCUUCUGGCGCUGAUGAGAAUUUAAAUCAACAAAGCUAAACGCCAAGUGCCCGAAAUGCAUGUUGAGGUUGAGCUGAAUCUUUUCUUUGCAGUGUAGCAAAGUGAAACCAAACCGAACAUUUGAAUAUUUAACAAGCGCUAAUUUGAAAAAUAUAUCUUAAGCAAAAUGCAAAAAAAAAAAAAUGCCUGCACACAUUGGCAAAAACGAUGCAAAAUAUGCAAUUAUUUCCACACCCACAUCACACACACCACAAACCACAAACCAGACAUGUAAUGAGAGCCGAUCCAUAAGGCUCGCUUCAAACAGAUGCACUGAGAUACAGAUGCAUCUGCACCACCAGAAAUCCACAUCACAUAGAAGCGGUAUUCAAGAUUCAAGAGUAUAUUUGACUAGUUGAGCAGUGCACUCUUUAUCAUACAGAUACAAGACAUUAACUAUAAACUAUAUAUCUCAAUGUAUUACGAAAAACCCAUAUAUACAUACAAAUAUAUAUACAUACAUUUAUACAUAAAAGUAUCUAAAUAUUUAAGCGAAUUAUACAAGAAAUCAAAUCAUAAACUGUGUGCUUAGUUGAAAAUGUUGAACGACACUUAAAAGUAAACCUAAACUUAAAUGAAACCCACUUGACGUUGAACAGUUGAACGAACUACUCGUACUCGUAUAAUGCAAGACCUUUUCCCCAUCCAUUAUAUGCAAUUUAGAUACUUUUGCGAACAGCCCAACCUAAAACAGAACAGACCAUAAAAGAGAACAGAACUUCAAGCCGAACAGAAAAAAAUGAACACGUAUAAGCAUAUUAUUACUUACUAUUAAUUUGUAUCUUAUUAGUAAAGCGCAUCAUUCUCACAAUUUAUUUACACCCCUGUUACAAAAUGUAAGAUCAAUGGCAAAAUUUAAACAUAAUAAAAGAGACAAAAAAAACGUUUUUUUAUUUACCAAAAUUCUGG